Molecule: messenger RNA, 1150 nt
Organism: Ostrea edulis (European flat oyster)
Lineage: Eukaryota; Metazoa; Mollusca; Bivalvia; Ostreida; Ostreidae
Product: carbohydrate sulfotransferase 1-like
Exons: 2
Coding region: 21-962 (313 amino acids)
Biological process (GO): sulfur compound metabolic process; N-acetylglucosamine metabolic process
Molecular function (GO): N-acetylglucosamine 6-O-sulfotransferase activity
Source: RefSeq, a predicted model, not a curated record
UGCAGUUAGUUGUGGCUUACAUGAGAAGUGGAUCAACUCUAACUGCAAACCUCGUACGACAUACCCCGGGGGACUUCUACAUGUUUGAACCGUUAUUCGGCAUUGAAUACGCUUUACAAAGAAAAAAAACACGUAUACAGUUUUUGAAUGGAACUGAAAGGAACUUAACAAAAAAUGACUAUGAGACUUUAUUUCCUGAAAUGAUUUAUCACUGGUUGACUUGCAAUUUUGACUACCUCGACCUGUAUGGAUUAACAAGUCAUUUCAUACAACAAUAUACGCCAGAGCACAGGCACUACAUGGAAUGUAUUCGAAAACCAUGCAAUAAAGAUGAAAGUGAUCUAGAAGUUGUGAAACGCUGUAUUCUACGGUUACAUACGAAGUGCAAAAAGGCAAGGACAAGGACCAUAAAAACCAUUCGAUUAACGAUUAAUAUGGUAGGAAAACUCUUGAAAUGGUUACCAAGGCUGAAAAUAAUUCAUUUAGUACGGGACCCGCGUGGUAUAUUAAACUCAAGGUUUGAACAAAAUCUAAACAAAGGAAAUCAAUUAUCGAUUAAUGCACAGGAACUGUGUGAUAGACUUUCGACAGACAUAUCAACUUUUCGUGAUUUAGAAUUCUGUCAUAGGAGUAGAAUGCUGCGCGUAGUUUACGAAGAAUUGUGCCAGUACCCACGGGCCGUCAUUGAACAUAGCUUUACUUUUCUGAAUUCUAAUGUUACGACUGAAGUUCUGGAUUACGCAAAGAGAAUUAUGACAGGGCCGGUUAGAUCUUGUUCGUACUGUGUAGGUCGUGGAAACGCACUAAAAAACGCAUAUAGGUGGUUAUCAGUCAUUGAUGGGGAUUCAUUACACACAAUUGACCGUCAUUGUUCAACUGUCUACUCAAAACUCGGCUACAUACCAUUAGAUUAUGACAAAUUGAAGCAUACUCUGCGGUCCUGGCAGCCAAUGCAUAUUUGAAGGAAUCGAACAUACAGCUUUGCUAGCAUAGAUGUAGUUUAGAUCUCGAGGAUGUUUUGGUAAUCAUGCGCAAAGACACAGUACUUGUAUCAUAGAGUUGCACGAUGUAGCCUUUUUCACAUUAUGUUAGUUUAGAUUAGUUUCGUAUUUGGGAUACAUACCACAUAUCAUUAUUAGUUUGAUUUCAG